This is a messenger RNA of Aspergillus terreus NIH2624, 1998 nucleotides long. Its product is annotated as flavin monoamine oxidase family protein. The transcript is spliced from 4 exons. The record is from RefSeq and is a predicted model, not a curated record. NCBI's taxonomy places the organism in Eukaryota, Fungi, Ascomycota, Eurotiomycetes, Eurotiales, Aspergillaceae. Gene Ontology annotation, biological process: amino acid catabolic process. The coding region runs from base 1 to 1998 and encodes 665 amino acids. Gene Ontology annotation, molecular function: L-amino-acid oxidase activity; polyamine oxidase activity.
AUGAAGCCCUUGUCUCUCCUCCCGCUGGGGUUUGCCCUGGCCACGGCGACCACUCCCAAGCUGCAUGAUUUCGAUGCCCUCGGUGCCUGGUUCGACGGGGUCAACGCCAUCAAUGCGACCUCUAUGAACGCUACAGCCCGUGCAGCUGCGAAAAACACCUCGGUGGCGAUUGUCGGUGGAGGAAUAUCCGGUCUAGCCACCGCGCUGAUGCUCGACAGCGUCGGCGUGCACAACUGGGAGAUCAUCGAAGCCAGCGAUCGCAUCGGCGGCCGGUUCCGCACCAAAUUCGUCGGGGGCACGCAGGAAUGGGCCGAGAUGGGUCCCAUGCGUCUGCCCGUGCGAGCGCACUACACCGACGGCGACGUCGUCGAGUACACCGACCAUGCCAUGGUGUUUCAGCUGGCAGAGCUCCUGAACCAGAUGAACCGUAACGACUCCCAAUGGCGGAUCGAUUUCAUCCCCUGGAUUCAGCACCACCCCAACGAGCUCCUCGCCCUGGGCACCCGCCGUCUCCCCGAUGGACGCAUCCCCACGCGCGCCGACAUCGAACAAGACAGCAGUCUGGAGGAGCCGGCCGCUGUGUCUGGGGAAGAAUACGACCGCACGGAACGUCGCAUGGACGCCAUCCUCAUGCGCAAGGAGAAGCUUAAGUCCCUCCAGCGUGACGUCUGGCGCGCCCACCGCGAGGCUAUGGACCAGGGUCUCGACGACUGGAGCGAGCAGGCCAUGAUGCGCCAUGUGUUCCACGCCAGCGAGAACGUCACCGACGCCAUCUGGACCGCCAGUGAUUACGACGUGUUCUGGGACGAGCUGCACCACAACUCGAAUCUCGAGUUAGACGGGAGCCCCGGGUCGCUGGGCAAGACGGAAUGGACCUGCAUCGAUCGCGGAUUCAACCGGUUGUCGGAUGCAUUCCUGCCUCAUGUGCGGGAUCGUCUGACGCUGCAGCGCAAAGUUCGCAAGCUGGAGUCCUUCUCCCGGGACGACGGCCGCACGUACACUCGCCUGUCGUGGUAUCCCUCGGUCGCGAACCGCACCUACGAAAGCAAGGACUACGACUAUACGAUCAUGGCGGUGCCUUUCACCAUGACGCGGUUCAUGGACCUCCCGAAAUUUUCCUCCGUGUUGGACCGCGCGAUUAGCGAGGCCGGUCUGCGUUUCAAGUCCGCCUGCAAGGUUGCUCUCUUGUUCUCGGAGCGGUUCUGGGAAAAGGGCGACAAGCCUAUUUUUGGUGGAAAGUCGACGCCCCCUAGUGAUGCUGUUGGGGCGCUGUACUACCCAGUCUACGGGCUCAAUGAAUCGCGACCGGGUCUGAUUAUGCACUACCGUGGCGGAGACUGGAGUGACAGGUUCGUCAGCUUCUCGGAGGAGGAGCACGUGCAAACGGUACUAGAUGCAGUCGUUGCGUUGCACGGUGAGCAGGCGAGGGACCUUUACACCGGAGACUACGAGAGAUUGUGCUGGCUGCAGGACGAGCACACGGCGACCUCGUGGUGUCGCCCCGACGUCGAGCAGCACCGGCUGUACAUCCCUGCGUACCACCGGACGGAGCAUAACACCAUCUUCAUCGGAGAGCAUACGGCACCGACGCAUGCGUGGGUGAGCAGUUCGCUGCACUCUGCGGUUCGAGGCAGCGUGCAGCUGUUGUUGGACCUGGGACAAUCAGACACCGUCAGUGGUGACCAACUCUGGACUCGCCCUGCGGGUCCACUCCAUCCAGCUCCCAUCGUAGAUCCGGCGAGGCAUGCGAAAUCCCGUCUCCUCUCCGAUAACGGCAAGAAAGUCUUCGUCGUCGCGUCCAACAUCGCCGCCAGCGGCUCCCGCACAGGGUACACCGUGGGGCCAGGGACAGAAGCCAGCUCCCCAUGGGAAACGGGAUACCCCUGUUGCACGUACAGCCGGAAAUUGUUCAGCACCUGCACGGACUCGUGUCCGAAGAAGCGACAGGCCCAGGCCACGCGCGGAGCGCUGUACAUGCCCACGUCGGCUGUGUCGUAG